Messenger RNA from Nymphaea colorata (pocket water lily), 1626 nucleotides. RefSeq names its product peroxidase 70-like. The transcript is spliced from 3 exons. NCBI's taxonomy places the organism in Eukaryota, Viridiplantae, Streptophyta, Magnoliopsida, Nymphaeales, Nymphaeaceae. Gene Ontology annotation, molecular function: heme binding; peroxidase activity. Gene Ontology annotation, biological process: hydrogen peroxide catabolic process; response to oxidative stress. Bases 22 to 990 code for a protein of 322 amino acids. The record is from RefSeq and is a predicted model, not a curated record.
UCUCUCUCUCUCACUCUAGCCAUGGCCACCUUCUCUAGAAUGGUGAAGAUGAUUUUGGUGAUGGGGUUUCUGCUUGCUACUGCUGUCACUUCCCAGCAGCUCUCUCCUUCCUUUUACACGAACAGCUGCCCACAAGCGUUGGCUGUGAUAAGGAAUGUGGUUUCCAAAGCGGUAGCCUCAGAACCAAGAACGGGAGCCUCACUUCUCCGCCUUCAAUUUCAUGACUGCUUUGUCAAUGUACAGGGGUGUGAUGGUUCAGUACUUCUGGAUGACACCCCAACCUUCAUUGGGGAGAAAUCAGCCCACCCUAACAUGGGCUCCACAAGAGGGUUCGAGGUCAUAGACAAGAUCAAGACAGCAGUUGAUGCCGCCUGCGGCCGCGCCGUUGUCUCCUGCGCCGACAUACUUGCCGUUGCAGCUCGUGAUUCAGUAGUCCUGCUGGGUGGGCCAUCAUGGUCUGUUCAACUGGGAAGGAGAGACUCCAGGACUGCUAGCAAGGAUGCUGCAAACCAUAACCUCCCUUCUCCUGCAGCAUAUCUAGCAGCCCUCUUGACCAACUUUCAGAGUGAAGGACUCGAUGCACAGGACCUCGUUGCGCUCUCCGGUGCACACACGAUCGGCCUAGCUCAAUGCCGAUUCUUCAGAAACCGGAUCUAUAAUGGCGCCAGCAUGAAUCCCCUGUUCUUGAGCUCAUUGCAAUCAUCUUGUCCUGCAGCCGGCGGGGACGACAACACCGCACCUUUGGAUGGCUUGACACCAAUGAGCUUCGACACAGCCUACUAUGCAAAUCUACUGUUGAACAGAGGCCUGCUACCUUCUGAUCAGGCGCUCCCUGAUGGUGAUCUUACAAGUCGAGCAGUUGGGCAAUAUAGUUUAGUUCCUCUUCUUUUCUCACUGGAUUUCACUCGCGCCAUGGUGAAGUUGGGAAAUAUAAGUCCCCUAACAGGAACAGAAGGCGAAAUUAGACAAAAUUGUAGGAAGAUUAACUAAGGGAGAAAAUGGACAUCUCUUUUGAUGAUAAGAAAACCUGCUAGAAUGCAGACGCCCAGUGUGCCAGCCAAGAUGAUGGGAGUUAAUUAUGUAAUGUUGAAAGAGGUGUGAUCUAUCUUUUGAGGACAUAUGGUCGUUUGUGCAUUUAAGUUAUGAAGUUUGAUGUAUUAUUUGUUGGAUUAUUGAUAAGAUAAAAGACUUCAAGCGUUGUGCAGUUGCUUCCUUUGUCUUUUCUUAACAGAAGGCCAUUAAAAAUAACAGAAGGUCUUUGGAAAUGAUCUAUAAUUUAAAUCCUGAUCAUGGAAAAAUGGGGCAUCCAAUUGCUACAAGGGCUCCAGUAUUCAUGAAGAACAUCUUGAAAUGGUAAAGGGAAGCUUCUUUAUAAAGCAAGAAACCUGCUUUGGUUGGUGCACCAGCAAGCCAAGCCUCAUUUUCCAAUGAGUAUAGUUCUGUCCUUAAUGUUGAUUUUUGAGUUUAUCUCUCUUCGGUGAAUAAAAUAUUCUGAAACAUCCUCAUGGGUAAUAAUAAGAGUAAGGCUCGGAUGUUAAGGUUGUCAAAACAGUAAAAAAUGAUGAGUACAACAGUCAAUUUAUUAGUUGGGUGAGUAGAAAGAGUAUUUUGUCUAUCACCCAACAA